AUGUCUUCUCCAAAUCACAACCCGCAUCAGGGCUCAUUUUUGAGCCCGAUUGUGGUUACCAACACUUCCGGCAGAGAGCGCUCGCUAUCAGUUUCGUCAGUAGCAGCCUCUUCAUCAUGUCCUAGUCCUACAGAUUUUGCCCAUAGUCCAUCAUCAACUUUAUCCCCCGACAUGGCAUGGAAUCAAGAUUCAAACCACUUAAGCGUGCAACAUGCCUCGCAUCGACCCUCACAGUCCAUCGACGGAGAUACUCUCCGUCCACGCUCGGACUCAUUCACCUCAAAUACAGAUACAAUGGUGCUCCGCUCACGAACAAAUUCCGACGUUGGCACCAAAAUACUAUACGACGAUGUCCCACUGUCCGAGGCAUUACGACCUGAUCCUCGUGAAGAAGCGGAUUUCCAUGUGCAAGAAAAUAGAUUCGCCUUCUCACCCGGCCAACUAAAUAAAAUGCAGAACCCGAAAUCUCUCGCUGCUUUCCAUGCUCUUGGUGGCUUGCAGGGACUUGAACGUGGUCUUCGGACUGAUCUUCAUGCAGGUUUAUCUGUUGAUGAAGGUCGAUUGGCUGGAUCUGUGGAUUUCCAGCAGGUUACGCCGCCUUUAUAUGAUAGACGGUCCUCGACUGCCAAGGCACCUCUUGAUGAGAAGAGUAACGAGGCGCUGAGCACCACGCCUGAGGCUUUUGGUGAUGGUGGUUCACCAUUUGAAGACCGGACCCGGAUUUUCGGGAAGAAUCAACUCCCGGCUCGAAAGUCGACUGGAUUCUUCAAAUUGUUUUGGAUUGCAUAUAAUGAUAAAAUUAUUAUUUUGUUGACCAUCGCUGCUAUUGUCUCACUGUCCUUGGGCAUAUACGAGACUAUUGACGAUGGCACUGGUGUGGAGUGGGUGGAGGGUGUUGCUAUUUGUGUUGCUAUUUUGAUUGUCACUGUUGUGACUGCUGCCAACGAUUGGCAGAAGGAAAGACAGUUUGCCAAACUCAAUAAGCGGAAUGAUGACCGAGAUGUCAAAGUGGUUCGCUCGGGCAGAUCCAUGAUGGUAUCUGUCUAUGAUAUCAUGGUUGGCGAUGUCCUUCACCUUGAACCUGGUGAUUCGAUCCCAGCGGAUGGAAUCUUAAUCUCGGGGCAUGGUGUGAAAUGUGAUGAAUCGUCUGCGACGGGUGAGUCUGAUCAGAUGAAGAAAACGGAUGGCAAUGAAGUCUGGCAACAAAUUAUCGAGGGGAGAGCGACCAAGAAGCUUGACCCUUUUAUGAUCUCCGGCAGCAAGGUUCUGGAGGGCGUUGGUACCUAUUUGGUUACUAGUGUUGGGCCAUAUUCUACAUAUGGUCGCAUCAUGCUCUCAUUGCAGACUACUAAUGACCCGACGCCGCUCCAGGUGAAACUGGGUCGCUUAGCUGAUUGGAUUGGAUAUCUGGGUUCAGCUGCUGCCAUUAUCUUAUUUUUGGUCUUGCUGUUCCGAUUUAUUGCUGACCUGCCAAAUAACCAUGGCAAUUCCGCUGCCAAGGGCAAGGAGUUUGUGGAUAUUCUCAUUGUGGCUGUGACUGUUAUUGUUGUCGCCAUUCCAGAGGGCCUGCCUUUGGCUGUCACACUGGCUUUGGCAUUUGCUACCACGCGCAUGGUCAAGGAGAAUAACCUCGUUCGUGUCCUUCGGGCCUGCGAGACAAUGGGAAACGCCACAGUUAUCUGCUCAGAUAAGACAGGAACUCUGACACAGAACAAGAUGACUGUGGUUGCCGGUACUUGGAGCUCAAAUCAAAGCUUCAACCAGUCCACUGAGAUUGACGUUGAACCCACCGGUAACAUACCAAUGAGCACUGCAGAGGUCUUCAAAAUAUUUUCAAACCCGGUACGAGAUCUCAUUGUCAAAAGUGUCGCUUUGAAUUCUACAGCAUUUGAAGAGUUCAAAAAUGGCCAGAAACAAUUCAUGGGAAGUAAGACAGAAGUCGCUCUCCUCCAGAUGGCUCAAAACUACCUUGGCAUGGAUCUUGUUUCGGAGCGUGGAUCUGUCGAGAUUGCUCAACUCAUCCCCUUUGAUUCCGCACGGAAGUGCAUGGGUGUCGUAUACCGACUACCGAAUGCAGGAUACCGUCUCCUUGUCAAGGGUGCUUCAGAGCUCAUGGUUGACGCUUGUUCCGCGCAGAUCGCAGAUCUUGAUGCCGGCAAGGAAUCACUGUACACCGAGUCACUCUCUGAAAAGGAUAGACAGGUCAUUCAUACGACUAUUGAUCAAUAUGCCAAGGGGUCUCUUCGAACCAUCGGAAUCAUCUACAAAGACUUUAGCUCUUGGCCGCCGCCAGAUGUUAAAAGGCUGGAAAACGACCCUUCAGCCGCGAGCUUCGACGAUCUGUUCCACGACAUGACAUGGGUUGGAGUCGUCGGAAUCCAGGACCCGCUUCGCCCAGAAGUCCCAUCCGCCAUUCGUAAAUGUCACUCUGCAGGAGUCCAGGUCAAGAUGGUGACAGGCGACAAUGUCGCGACGGCCACAGCUAUCGCGUCAGCCUGCGGUAUCAAGACCGAAGACGGUCUUGUCAUGGAAGGCCCUAAGUUUCGCCAAUUAUCGGACGAGGAGAUGAACGAAAUGAUCCCUCGUCUGCAGGUUCUGGCUCGUUCGUCGCCGGAAGACAAGCGGAUUCUUGUUGAGCGAUUGAAACUUCUUGGUGAGACUGUCGCUGUUACAGGUGAUGGCACUAAUGAUGGACCCGCUCUGCGCACUGCCGAUGUCGGCUUCUCUAUGGGUAUUGCUGGAACGGAAGUCGCCAAGGAAGCCAGCUCGAUUAUUCUUCUGGAUGAUAAUUUCCGGUCGAUUGUCACGGCCAUUGCGUGGGGUAGGGCUGUCAACGAUGCUGUGGCCAAGUUCCUGCAGUUCCAGAUUACAGUUAAUAUCACCGCUGUGAUCUUGACUUUCGUUUCAUCAGUGUAUAGCAGUUCAAACCAGAGUGUUUUGAAUGCGGUGCAGUUGCUCUGGGUUAAUCUUAUCAUGGACACAUUUGCUGCUUUAGCCUUAGCCACCGAUGGCCCCACAAAAGAUAUCUUAGAUCGAAAGCCCGUUCCUAAAAGUGAAUCACUUUUCACCCUAACGAUGUGGAAGAUGAUUCUUGGACAGUCCGUUUAUAAACUAGCCAUCACCUUCAUGUUAUAUUUUGCUGGCGAUCAAAUCCUCAGCGCCCACCUCGUCUCCGACGAUCCAGCACUCCGCGCCAAACAACUUUCCACAGUCGUUUUCAACACAUUUGUAUGGAUGCAAAUCUUCAACGAACUCAACAACCGCCGUCUCGAUAACCGCUUUAACAUCUUCGAGGGCAUGUUCCGCAACUAUUGGUUCUUGGGUAUCAAUACGCUCAUCGUCAGCGGACAAGUGAUGAUCAUCUUCGUCGGAGGCCAGGCAUUCGGUGUAACCCGACUCAACGGCACUCUGUGGGCAGUUUGUAUAAUCUGUGGCUUUGGAUGUCUGCCAUGGGCCGUGGUCCUCCGCCUAAUUCCAGAUCGUCACUUUGGCGUUGUGUUCAAUGCCAUUGUCACUGCAUGUGUAUUCAUUUUCAGGCCGUUCUUGGUAGUCUGGAAGGUUAUUGUUCGUGGUGUGAAAGCGAUCUUUCAACCCGUGACGCGAUUUUCCCGUCGGGUCUUUUCUCGUCGGCAUGUGAAGACUAGCGAAUCUGCCACUCAAGAAUCUUCCGACGCUCCUGAGGACUUAGGCGCUCCGGUGAUUGAUGAGGAGAAUCCUACGGAGCAGAAGGUGGCUCGAGAGGAGAGCCCAGAGCGGCCUUCUGCGCCGGCGAUAUCGGUGCCUCCGAUUACUGUGACUGUGUCACCAUAG
Molecule: messenger RNA, 3810 nt
Organism: Penicillium longicatenatum
Lineage: Eukaryota; Fungi; Ascomycota; Eurotiomycetes; Eurotiales; Aspergillaceae
Gene: pmcB
Product: putative calcium-translocating P-type ATPase(PMCA-type)
Exons: 6
Coding region: 1-3810 (1269 amino acids)
Biological process (GO): intracellular calcium ion homeostasis; calcium ion transmembrane transport
Cellular component (GO): intracellular membrane-bounded organelle; membrane
Molecular function (GO): ATP hydrolysis activity; ATP binding; P-type calcium transporter activity
Source: RefSeq, a predicted model, not a curated record